Molecule: messenger RNA, 756 nt
Organism: Rhipicephalus microplus (southern cattle tick)
Lineage: Eukaryota; Metazoa; Arthropoda; Arachnida; Ixodida; Ixodidae
Source: RefSeq, a predicted model, not a curated record
AUGGCGACCGCUGACGGCGCCCCGCCGCGUUCGCUGUUCGUCCGCCAGGCGGUGUUCGUGUUCCCGGGACAGCAGUUCGACCCGAACUGCGUGCGCCUGGUGACUCGGAGUCGAGACGCAGCCACCGCGGUCGCCUACAUGCUGGGAUUCUUCAAGCUCGUCUGCGAGGAUGGAUACGAACAGGUGGUCCGCGCCAGCGACGUCGACGGCGUCUGGCUGGACGAGGUGCGCGUGAGCGGUGCCUUCGUGCGACGCCAGCUUCGCGCCCUGGGCGCCGACUCCGAGCCCCGGGCCACCAUGGACGACUUGUACGUGCUCCUGGGCGUGCUGCUGUGUAACCUGCCGCGCGCCCACGGCUCCAACAAAAACCGCGACUGGUUCCAGAACCGGAUCAACGACCUGGUCCGGCUGUUUCCCGGAGUCUCGGAGCCCCCUCCCGUGCCGCUGUACGGCGAGGAGCAGGCGGACGCCGUCUCCAACUUCGGCGAGCGGUGGCCCCGCACAAGGGCGGCCCUCUGCCGCGCCCUGCUCAGGAGCCGCUUCGAAGGCCCCAUGCGACUGGUACAGAACUACGUCUCCAUGUGUUGGCGCUUUGCUGGCAUGAAGCACGUCGAACUGAUCCUAGAGUACGUCAGGGGCCAGAACUCUUGGGUCCUGGACAUCAUCCCAGAGCUGCGCGGCAAGGGUGACAGACUCCAGACUGACGUGGUGAAUCGGGCCGCCAAUGUCAUCGCGGUGAGUUACGCGACUGUGUAG